This is a messenger RNA of Penicillium paradoxum, 1794 nucleotides long. Its product is annotated as glutamate--tRNA ligase MSE1. Gene Ontology annotation, molecular function: zinc ion binding; glutamate-tRNA ligase activity; tRNA binding. The coding region runs from base 1 to 1794 and encodes 597 amino acids. The record is from RefSeq and is a predicted model, not a curated record. Gene Ontology annotation, biological process: glutamyl-tRNA aminoacylation. The transcript is spliced from 7 exons. NCBI's taxonomy places the organism in Eukaryota, Fungi, Ascomycota, Eurotiomycetes, Eurotiales, Aspergillaceae.
AUGAGAAGCCCUCAAAGUGGGCUCUUUGCCCGGCGCUCCUGGACCUGCAUCCAAUGUCGAGCCUGUUCUUCUUCUUCCCUGAGCGCUCAAGCCCGUAAUUCGAAAUCCAAACUGCCACAAGCUCCUGCGCGCACUCGUUUUGCGCCCUCGCCCACUGGCUAUCUUCAUCUAGGCUCCCUACGGACGGCACUCUUCAACUAUCUGCUGGCAAAACGGACUGGCGGUCAGUUCUUACUGCGCAUUGAGGAUACCGAUCAGAAACGGACCAUUCCCGGCGCUGAACAGCGCCUUUACGAUGAUUUGAAAUGGGCAGGAUUGAACUGGGAUGAAGGUCCCAUUGUCGGCGGACCUUACGGACCUUACAGACAAUCUGAAAGAACGGCUUUAUAUCGCUCCCACGCCAAUGACCUGAUCUCUAACGGCCAUGCAUACCGAUGUUUCUGCUCCGCGGAGCGAUUGGACUCGAUCGCCCGUCACCGCAGCCAGGCAGGACUACCCCCCGGUUAUGACCGGAAAUGCAGUGACGUGUCUGCCGAGGAAUCAGAAGAUCGGGCAGCCAAGGGGGAGGCACACAUUAUUCGAUUGAAGGUGGAGGAAUACCCCAUGUUCAAUGAUCUGGUUUAUGGCAAGACCGGUCAGAACCGGACCAACAACAAGAAGCUCGAUUUUAUUGAUCGCGUAUAUGACGACCCAAUCCUUAUCAAAUCUGACGGACACCCCACGUACCACUUGGCGAAUGUGGUGGAUGAUCAUUGCAUGAAGAUCACUCAUGUCAUCCGAGGAACAGAAUGGAUGCCAUCCACACCUAUGCACAUGGCCUUGUAUAAUGCCUUUAAGUGGACUCCACCGAGCUUUGGUCAUGUCCCUUUGCUCGUCGACCAGAGCGGACAAAAGCUCAGCAAGCGCAACGCAGAUAUUGACCUCUCGUCAUUCAAGGAUCAGCAAGGAAUUUUCGCAUCAACCCUAGUGAACUUUGCUUCUCUGCUAGGCUGGUCGCACUCCCAGAAGUCCGACGUCUUAGAUUUGAAGGAAUUGGAACAAAUCUUCAAUCUAAAAAUCACCCGGGGCAACACCGUCGUCGCAUUUGAGAAGCUCUGGUUCCUCCAGAAGGCACAUGCCCAACGGUUUGCCGCAAAUGGCGGUCCUGAAUUCGACGAGAUGGUGAAGAGAGUAAGCUCAGUGGUGGAAGAAACCCAUCCUGUCGACAAACUCAACACGAUCCUCAAAGGACGCACUCUAUCUGAAUACAUCGCGCCGCUCAUCCGCGCCGAUGCCAAAUCCUACACAGAUGCAAAGGAAUUCGCUCAGCGUAACUCCACCUUCUUCACGCCUAAGCUCGAUAGGGUUCCUUACACACCUGCCUCGCCCUCGUCUUCAUCAUCUUCCCCCGAAGUCCCUAUUCAAGCCCUGCAUACCGCUGCAGCUGCUCUCACGCUUGUGCCCUCCUCUCACUGGGACAUCGAAAACCAUCGCUUCAACAUCAACUCCUACGAUGGCUCUGAUAGCGUUGUCCUCCCCGUUUCUGAAUCAGAGACACCCGCCGCAGCCAUCACAACAGACAAAGUCUUCAAGAAAGAGCUGUACCACUACCUCCGCUGGGCACUGUCGGCUUCCGCCCCUGGCCCUGGUAUCCCCGAGACUAUGGCAAUUCUUGGAAGAGACGAGACUCUUCGCCGGGUGCAGGAUGCGAAGGCAUCCACUCAAUCCCUUGUUCCAUCUGCUGGCAAGAGAGUUCCCAAGGGGACCUUGCCUGAAGAUCAAAGUUGGAUGGGGUCUCUUGCAACUAAGCGGUAA